Messenger RNA from Columba livia (rock pigeon), 2101 nucleotides. RefSeq names its product glycerate kinase (gene GLYCTK). The transcript is spliced from 7 exons. The coding region runs from base 513 to 2030 and encodes 505 amino acids. The record is from RefSeq and is a predicted model, not a curated record. Gene Ontology annotation, cellular component: cytoplasm. Gene Ontology annotation, molecular function: glycerate kinase activity. NCBI's taxonomy places the organism in Eukaryota, Metazoa, Chordata, Aves, Columbiformes, Columbidae. Gene Ontology annotation, biological process: protein phosphorylation.
AGGGGAGCGGUGCCCGGCGGCCAUAUUGAGCGUGGCAGGAAGGCCUGUCCUCCCCCAGCCCCGGGUGGCUGUUGGCGUCCUCGACCCUCGCGGGGCCCGAGAUGGGAAGGGGAGACCCAGGGCAGGACCAGGCGGCUGCGGCGAGGCGGAGCGGGACUGCCAUUACCCACCCAUCUCGCGUGUAGCAGGGAAGUCGGGUUGAGGGCAUGACGUUAUCCCGUGGAGCGGGCAACGACUUCACACCGCUAAGGCUACAUUCCCCAUCAAAGGCAAAGAGACCCUGCUGACACUUUUCUGCUCCAGUAGGAGAGGAUUGCUUUCAAACGUCUCGCGCCUGCUGUGCGGCAUCUGGAGCUGAGCGGAGCUGCCGGGAGGGCACGCGUGACUGGAGCCGCAGCUGCAGGUUGGGGGGUGCCGGCUGCUCCAGCUCUUGAGAACUCACCAGGGUCAGCGGAACACCUACAAGCCCACCCCACCGAGGAGAUCGACUCAGCCUGGCCACCCUGUGCAGCAUGUCCCUCCGCGAGCAUGCCCUGUCGCUCUUCCGCAGCGCAGUGGGCACUGUCCGACCAGCCCCGAUGCUGAAGAGCGCCUUGAAGCUCCAGGGAGACGGGUGUACUCAGCUGCUGGUGAAGGGACGGGCCUUUCCAGUGAAGAGGGACCUGUACCUGGUGGGUUUCGGCAAAGCGGUGCUGGGGAUGGCUGCAGCGGCAGAAGAGAUCCUGGGAGACCACCUCGUUCGGGGGAUCGUCAAUGUGCCGCUGGGCAUCCAGAACAGCCUGCAGCGAGCGGGAAUGCAGGAGAUGCUGCUGAAGCCACACAGCAAAAUCCAGGUCAUUGAAGGUGCCAAGAACAACCUCCCAGACCAAGAAGCUCUGAAGGGAGCGGUUGCCAUCCAGGAGCUGGCUAAGGGUCUGACCGCAGAUGAUCUGCUCCUUGUGCUCAUCUCAGGGGGUGGAUCAGCCCUACUGCCUGCUCCCAUCCCGCCCAUCCUUCUUGAAGAGAAGGAGAAGCUCACAAAGACACUGGCUUCCCGAGGAGCUGCCAUACAGGAGCUGAACAUUGUCCGGAAGACUCUGUCCUUGCUGAAGGGUGGAGGGUUGGCCCGGCUUGCAUAUCCUGCACAGGUGGUGAGCCUCAUCCUUUCUGAUGUGAUCGGUGACCCCCUGGAUAUCAUAGCAAGUGGCCCCACUGCUGCCAGCUCCCACAGCAUCCAAGACUGCCUUCAGAUACUCACCAAAUACAACUUGCUGCAAAGCCUGCCCGAGUCAGUGGAAACGGUCCUGUCCCACUCUCCCACCAAGCCCACCGCUCCUGAAGACUACUCCCACGUUUGCAAUGUCAUCAUCGGGUCAAAUGCGCUGGCUUUAGAUGAGGCCAAACGCCAAGCUGAGGGCCUGGGCUACGCGACAUUGAUCCUGAGCGCAGCGAUCUGCGGGGAGGUCAGCCGCAUUGCCGCGCUGUACUGCCAGCUGGUCCAGCUGGGCUGCCUGGGCUUGGCUGGCCUUGGAGAAGGGCCCCAGGGUGACAAGGCGAGAGGGAAUCUCCUGCAGCUGGCGGCAGAGCUGGACAUCCCAGGUUUGAACCUUGCCGAGUUCCUGCAGGCCAUGCGAGGUUUAGGACCUGAAAGACCAGUGUGCAUCCUGGCUGGCGGAGAAACCACGGUUCAGCUGCAAGGAACCGGCAAGGGAGGCAGGAACCAGGAGCUGGCCCUGCGCGUGGGGCUGGGGCUGCACCAGGCACAGGCUGCGGAAGGCAGGAGCCUCGCGAGGUGUGACGUUGUCUUCCUCAGCGGGGGCACGGACGGGCAGGAUGGGCCAACGGAGGCGGCAGGGGCUUUCUGCAGCCCCGAGCUGGUGCGUGAGGCGCUGCGGGACGGCCUCGACGUGGAGGCAUUUCUCAACAACAACGACUCCUAUACAUUCUUCAGCCAGUUCCAAGAUGGGCGUCAUCUCCUGGUGACAGGCUUGACGGGCACCAAUGUCAUGGACAUCCAGGCCAUUUUGAUUAGAGCCAUGGAGAGAUCAUGAGAGCUCCCUCUGCAGAUAUCCAGAUGCAUUUCAUUAAGACUUGGGGAAAAUAAAGGCACUGCAACACUGCA